AGCUGCAAAAAAGAAAAAAAAAAAAAGGAGAGAGAGAGAGAGAGAAGAGAACAGAAAAUAAAUAAUUAAAGUCAGAAAGAGAUGGGUUAUUGAUGGUGUCUUUCUUUCUUUUCAAGGUUACUUUAUAAGAAGGAAACUUGAAAGAGUAAAGAGCAAAACUAAGAAAAGUGGCCAGCAACUCAAAAGCAGCAAGGUGAUGUGGGUGUCACCUGAACUGUUUCUUUGAAUUGAGUGUGAGAGAUUCCUGGAUCAGCCUAUGCCUAGCUAAAUUUUAAUUUCACAUAUUGGGAUUUUCAAGCCCUUUAUAUAUAUGAAAAAUAAAUCUUGUAUCAUUAUGGAGUCUGCUAAUCUCCAUCACCAGCAUCAUCAGCUUCAACUCCAGCUUGUUGGGUCUUCUUCUUUAACUACCCCAUCAUCUAACUAUGGAGCUGGAAGCACUUUGAGUAGUAGUAACUUGAAUCCUAACUGUAAUGGAGUAGACUUAAAUCCAAGGCAGAAGAAUGAAUUUUUAAUCCCAAGUCUCAACAGUUCCACGAUCCAGAAUCUGGGCUUGAUCCAUUGGAAUAGUAACUCUGCAGGGUGCUUCACCAACCAGUCUGCUGAUCAUGACCUACAGCUCGCAAAAAUCAAACAAGACUUGCCAGAUUCGUUCCCCAGAUUUACAGAUAUGCUAAACGAUCCAUCCACUGUUGAAGAUUCCCAUCUAUCUUCCCCAAGCUAUGAGCAAAAACAUAUGACUGAUCUAAGCGAGAAGCUCUUGCUCAAGACUAUUUCUUCCGGUUUUCCCAUCAAUGUACAUCAGUUUUCGUCUGCACAGAUCUACUCUAACGCUCAUGACUGUUCUAGCCCUGGAAGUUCCAUACCCAGAAGAGGAAACUUUAGCCAGAUAUAUCCGAGUAUAAACAUUUCAAACUUGAACCGGUCACCGCCAUCGAUCUCAGGCGCCAUUGACAUGAACUUGCAGGCUUUGGAUCACUUAAACUCUACAAGGUUUAGUAGGAGUAUUGGGCAGCCGUCUCAUGAUAAUCUUGGCAUGUAUAACGACAGCAUUUCUUACGAUCUUGAGCAUAUGCAUAUCCCAUCAUCUAGCCCUAUUCAAACAUCUUCCUUCACUACCAAUGAAAUAUUGGAGGCAAAGAGGCCCAGCGACAGCUUGAUGGAGCCAAAGGCAACACAAGCAGCUGCAACUAAGAAAUCGCGAUUGGAGACACGCGCUUCUUGCCCUCCCUUUAAGGUCUGUUUUGCUACUGUGACAGCCAUUUCAUAUGUGGAGCACAAAAUAAUUUGUUCAUUUAGAACUUUGAUCGAACAGGUUAGAAAAGAGAAAUUAGGAGAUAGAAUUGCAGCUCUGCAGCAGCUUGUUGCACCCUUUGGCAAGACAGACACAGCAUCCGUACUAAUGGAGGCUAUUGGAUACAUAAAAUUCCUUCAAAACCAGGUUGAGACACUAAGCGUUCCUUAUAUGAAGUCAUCGCGGAACAAGGCGAGCACUAGAAUUACGCAAGAAUUUCAGGGUUCAACUGAAGAAGGAAAGGAUGAGCUAAAGACAGAUUUAAGAAGCCGAGGGCUCUGUCUGGUGCCAUUAUCUUGCAUGUCUUACGUAACCGCAGAUGGUGGAGGAGGAGGAGGAGGCGGCAUCUGGCCGCCACCUAAUUUUGGCGGAGGAACAUAGGACAGUAUUUUAAGCAAACAGAUUUUAACUGUGGGGCAUGUUCCUGCUUUGUUGAAUAGGAAAUUAAGGUUAAUUAAACUUAGUUUUAAUGGAGCAAGUCUGGUCAUCCUGUAAAAUUAAAAUAUUCCAGUAGGAUGGACCAAAUUUGAUCCAUUAAUGAUUCAGAUAUAACAUUCUAUGUAAUUUAAUUAAUUAAGGAACCCUUUUUUACA
Manihot esculenta (cassava) is the source of this 1884-nucleotide messenger RNA. RefSeq names its product transcription factor bHLH110. Gene Ontology annotation, cellular component: nucleus. Bases 311 to 1672 code for a protein of 453 amino acids. Gene Ontology annotation, molecular function: RNA polymerase II cis-regulatory region sequence-specific DNA binding; protein dimerization activity; DNA-binding transcription factor activity, RNA polymerase II-specific. The transcript has 6 exons. Gene Ontology annotation, biological process: regulation of transcription by RNA polymerase II. The record is from RefSeq and is a predicted model, not a curated record. Lineage: Eukaryota; Viridiplantae; Streptophyta; Magnoliopsida; Malpighiales; Euphorbiaceae.